ACUUGGCGAGAACUAACUAAAGCUCUACAGAAAUUUAGCUUAAAAUAGUCUAUUUUUCCUCGGUAAUCUCUUUAAAGUGAAACAAAUAGCAAAUGCUUACUUGUUAGAAAUUGAAUUGAUAAUUUUUUUGGCCUUAUUCGCCAUGUGUGACGGAUUUAACCACGGUGCUCUUCAGAUAGCGGUGGCUCAGAUCUGCCAGUCCAUGGGUUGGGAUGCCUUACAAAAGUCGAGCCACGACUUGUUGACCGACGUGUUACAGAAAUAUCUUGAGGAGAUCGCGAAGUCAGCGCAUGGAUACUCCCAGAUAUACUCAAGAACUGAGCCAAACUUAGAUGACCUAGACCUUGCCUUUCGAGAUAUUGGCGUUUACCUCGGCGAACUAGAAGACUUUGUAACCCAGGUAGACCAAGUUCCAUUUAUUCAUCAGUUGCCACAGUAUCCCAAGCCAAAACCUAAUGUGCUCCAUCAUCCACGUAAUGGAGAGAUUGCAGAGAGACUGGAGCAGUACUAUGACUACUUGCCUCCCUUGGUCUCUAAGCUUCUUCAAAAUGAAGAUGAAGAUAAAGCAACAACAGCAGAAGAUGCAGACACAGUUGAUGCUGGAGAAGAACCAACAAGUGGAGAAGGAUACGUGAGGAAGGAAAUCAAGACAGUAGCUGAAGAAACUUCUAUUGAACAUGUAGCUGUCAAGAGAUCUCUUGAUAUGCCCCCAGCGCUUGAAAAUGACACAAAAAAGAGACGUGUGGAUCUACCUUUCAUUCAGAAAGGAAACAGGGGAAAUGAAAUGGAAAUUCUUGAAGCACUGCAAGGAAACCUAUCCUCCCCAUCACCAACUCCAUCACCUGACAUUUGGAGUUCAGCAAAAACAUUUGAGAUCCCACCAACAUCAAGUAUUCCUCCUAUAGCUGCUACUCAGUCUGUAGAAAAAGUCACCACUUCCAAGGCAACUGCAAAACCCAAACAAGGGGAGAAAAAGACAGCUGUUGGGAGCAAAGAAGCAGGAAAGGAGCCAGGUACAAAGGUGAAAUCAAGCCCAAAAAAGAAGCCUAAGCCUGCUAAAAACACAGUUAGCCCUGCAAAGAAACCUGCUACACCAAAAACACCUCCAAAACUGAAACCAGCAAAGAAAAAGUCCCCAUCUCCAAUGAAAUCACCCAUGCCAAAACCAACAAGUGUGACUCCAGUGGAAACUGAGUCAAUAACAGGGAGCUCUUCAAAGAAAACUAAAACAAACGCAAAGAAAGAGAAAAAACCAGCAACCAAGACCAAGAAUCCUGUUACCAAGAAAUCCUUGACACAGCCAGCCUCUGAAACAGCCAAAGAAAACAUAGAAGUGAAAGAAAGCAUGCCAAAAUUAAUUAUAAAACCCAUCAAGAAGGAGACUGAUGCAGAGCAUCAGUUUGCUGUGUCUGAAUUCCUGCCUUCCAAUGACACAGUGGUAAAAGAGAAAUCAGAAAAUAAGAAUUCAAAACCAAAGGCAGGUCCUGCUAAAAAGACAAAAGCAAAAAAAGGAAAAGACAAAGUUAUAGAGCCCUCAGUUAAAAAGGAACCCAAAGAUUGGAGUACUCCUUCUACCCAUGAGGGACUCAAAUUUUCCAUGGCAGACUUUACAGUUGCACCUGCAGAAAGAAAUUUGCCAGGAAAUGUUUUAAUAGACCCAGCGCUGGAACACAAGAAGAAAAAGAAAAAGAGGAAAGAAAAGGAUAGGGAAAAAGAAAAGAAAAAAGACAAGAGUAAAAAGCUGAAGACAGAUCAUGCGGAACCUUUUCCAGAAUCGCCAUUCCCCACACCCAUCCCUCGUAUCACUGUGAAACUAGACACUCCGUCCAAUUCCGCGUCAUUAACAACUACAGGGGCUAGUAAGACAGAACCUUUACCAUGGGAUUAUGGAAAAGGUAGUUCAGAAAAACUCUUCUCUUCUACUGUAAGCAGUCAAGCCGUUGACAGUGCGGGGUCUUCAAAGGUCUCAAGCAAACAGGAAACUGUUACAACCACUGCCUCAGUUGUCACCGCCUCACCUGCACCCAAGUUAACGAUCAAAAGUGAACCACUGGAACGAACAGUCGUCUCACAGACACUAUCAACCACGUUUGUUCAUGGAUACGCUAAAGAGUACUAUUGUCCCGUGUGUGCUGAGCCUGACGAUGGAACUUUCAUGAUUGGCUGUGAUGGAUGUGACGAAUGGUUUCAUGGCCGAUGCGUUGGGAUAACAGAGGACCCUGGUGUAGAUUGGUUUUGUUCUUCAUGUCUGGCCAAGAAGGAUAAAGAUAAAGACAAACAGAAAAAGAAGAAAAAGAAAAAGAGUAAAGAAAAGCCAAAGUAACUCUUCACUAAUUGACGUUUUUAUAUCUGGGAAUUUUACGCAAAUGUAGUUGGUCAUUAUCAAUGCAGCGUUUUGAACUGAUUUUCUUAUAAGAUUGUAAAUACAUUCUCCUCCAUUAGUUUUUUUGAGUGCCUUUGUGUUGUAAAUAAAUGAA
Molecule: messenger RNA, 2477 nt
Organism: Pocillopora verrucosa
Lineage: Eukaryota; Metazoa; Cnidaria; Anthozoa; Scleractinia; Pocilloporidae
Product: transcription initiation factor TFIID subunit 3
Biological process (GO): positive regulation of transcription by RNA polymerase II
Cellular component (GO): transcription factor TFIID complex
Molecular function (GO): p53 binding; protein heterodimerization activity; transcription factor binding
Source: RefSeq, a predicted model, not a curated record